This is a messenger RNA of Oreochromis niloticus (Nile tilapia), 4673 nucleotides long. Its product is annotated as zinc finger protein 37. NCBI's taxonomy places the organism in Eukaryota, Metazoa, Chordata, Actinopteri, Cichliformes, Cichlidae. Gene Ontology annotation, biological process: regulation of transcription by RNA polymerase II. Gene Ontology annotation, cellular component: nucleus. Gene Ontology annotation, molecular function: DNA-binding transcription factor activity, RNA polymerase II-specific. The transcript has 4 exons. The record is from RefSeq and is a predicted model, not a curated record. Bases 567 to 2318 code for a protein of 583 amino acids.
UUCUCGUCUCCAGUCGAGGCCACCGUACUGCGUUGUGUGUGACGCCACGAGCAAAAACAAGGACCACAGGCGAGUGAUGAGUAGCUAGCUCCGUUCAACGCAAUAUAUCUUAUCUAAAAAGCUGUUACAAUUGAAAGCAAAAACCCACGCGUGAAACAUCUCGACAAUUAAGAUUUCACCCCCGAUUACAGUGUCUGUAGCACUAGUACCGGAAACGAUAGCACACGAAUGCUACCGCUAAAUAUUAGCUGGCUAGCUGACAGUUCAAAUCGACGUCUCAUAUCAGUAAACAUCGCGUUAGGCUGCUUUUUUUUUUUUUUUUUACCAUUAAUAAUGUUAUUAAUAAAAGCUUAUCCCUGCUCACGAGGAAUACCGACAGCGGAAAAUUGGUGUAUUGUUGAAUAGAAAUUGCUCAACGGUUAUGGCCUUCAGCUUACACUAUGUAGCAGGAUUUUCACAAUACAAUUUAAAAAAACAUCAAACGUCAUUCUCCUGCAUUCAUUCACUAAAGCAAAUAAGCCCUGUGAGUAACAGCUAAUAGACAAGGGAGGCUGAUAGAGUGCAUCAUGUCGGACCUGGACACCCUCAUAGUCACCUUUCAGACCCAGCUUUCAGAUGUGAUGGAGACUGUAGUGAAGACAGCAAUGUUUGAGGUGACCAGGUUGGUGGAAGAUGUGUUUUUGGUGGAGGUGAAGCGCAGGAGCCAGGAGAUAGAGUCCCUGAGGAUGCAGCUGCAGUGGACUGAGAGCAAAUUCAAGGAUCAAGCAGGGAAAGGAGGAGGAAAGACUGGAAGGAGUGUGCACUGUGCAAGGCAUGGUGUGGAACUGUCCACUGACACUGCAGAAGAAAGGCCUAAAGACCAUCAGGACGAACAAGUGAGGGGCCUCAGUGUGAAGACAGAGAGUGACUCUUUUGAAAGAUGGACAGCAAGCUGCAGACUAGAAGUCACAUCAGAGUCGCUACCAGAGGCAGACAGUGCUACAGCUGCACAGAGCCCUGAAAGGGAGUCAGAGGCAGCAGAAGAAAAGGAUGUGAGAUCAGCUGUUGCUACGAAGGAGGAAGAAGUUAGUCAGCCAUCUUGCUCUUCUGUGCAUAUGGGAGGGUGGAACUGUAGUGAUGAAGAGGGACCUGGAUCAGACAACGAGAGUGGGACAGUUGAGGUACAACCCAAACAGACUGAAGAAAACAGUGAGGAAUUAUUGAGAAAUGUUAUGAAGAAAGACCCACAGAUAGCUGCUGGUUAUGGCUUUCCUGAAGACGGGCAGGAAAAAAACCUGUCUACAGAUCGACCGCGUGUUUCAUCUUUGGAAAUAGAUACCAGUUGGGCUGGCUUGACUGUCACAGGCGCUGAGUUGUUGCAGAAUACCAGACUUGGAGCUGAAAAGGAACGUGAUCCAGUCAGAACUAAAGCAGAACAUGAGCUGUCUGAUUCUGUCAGAGCGGACAUUCAGGUUACCCCAGGCAGAGAUAAAAUUUCAUCCUCAGGGUCCCCUAAGGCAAGACUAAAACACAGUGAUGUUUUAGGCCUGACUAUCAAGAAGGAAGUCAUUCUUGAUUCUGAUGGAUGUGAGGAAGGCGAGCAUGUAGAAAAGAAAAUAACAAACUCAGGUAUGUCCUCUUUCUCAUGUUCAGUAAAGCAGCACAAGGUGAGUUCAGAAGCACACAGACUAAACCGCAUUUCUCAAAAAGCCGCUGUGCAAGAGGUUAUGAAACUACAUUCCAAAGCUGGUUCAAGUUUCAGAUUGCAAGCUGCUUUACAGCAUCUCCACCGACCAAUGAAAAAGCCCUCUCACACUCCCUCAAACAGUAAUGCUGCUGCACUGUCUAUAGCUCCCUCUCAAGUUGUAAACUUAAAUAACCUUCAAAGAAUUCCCUCCACAUCCAAAACAUCUCCUGCUGUAUCCUCAAUCCAGCGAGUUCACCUGGGUGACAAACAGACGUCGACCCUUAACCGAAGUGGAGACUCCUGGGUCAGCAACAGAUCCCAGCUACAUCCUGCAAACUCUCAUCACGUCAGUCCCGGUACCCAUCCAGACUCUCAGUCUCACACCGCUCCUAGGCACCUCCUGCGCUGUGGGCAGUGUGGGAAGUGCUUCCCCCACCCCAGUAACCUGAAGGCCCACCUCCAGACUCACACAGGUGAGCGGCCUUUCUGCUGUUCGCUCUGUGGCCGGAGUUUCACCAAGCUGAGCAACCUUAAAGCGCACCGUCGCGUCCACACUGGAGAGAGACCAUACUGCUGCUUGGCCUGUGGCAAACGCUUUACCCAGAAAUGUAAUCUCAAACGCCACCAGAGGAUCCACCUUGAUGUAUGUUGAUAGACAUCCAACAUAUAUGAGGAAAGGACAACUUAAAUAUGUGUAUUUCUUUAAGAUGCUACAGAGCUAUGUUGUGUUGCAGUACAGUCUGUGUGAGGCUUUGCCGGCCUUCUUUUUGUAUAUUUAUCUUUUAAAGUGAUUGUCCUGAAUAAUUCUGUGCAUUCCAGAAAGGUUAAUCUAAUAACAUAUAAAAAUUUUUUAAUGUUACUAAAGGAUGAAAAACAAGAAUGUGUCGUGUCGUUUACCGUGUGCAAAGAUAGGUCGGUUGAUACAUUUGGUCAGUAAAAGACUGUGAAUAUGCAUAUUAUCGUGUUGUGCCAACUGCAGUGUGCCUGUGAGCACACAAGCACUUGUCAGCCAUGGAUCAGAGCCUACAUUUAUCAGCUGUAACAUUUAUUCAAACUGGUAAGCCUAGCUCUAAAAAAACUUAAAAAAGUAUUUUCCUUUGCAAAAUACUACAAAUUUAAACAGAUAUCCACAUAACACUGAAAUUGGUUAAGGUGCAGUAGUUAAUGUCUGCAACAGCAACUUAUCUUGCUAUACCUCUCCUUAUGCCAACUUUGUAUUAAAAAGAAAUUACUGGUCGCUGAUUGAUGUUUAUUGAUCGGUGCUUAAGUUUUGUUUUUAAUAAGGAAAAUUACAUCAUAAAGAAAAAGCUUAUGACUGCUCCCUUAUUUGUAAGGAGCUGCUGCAGCAGAUGGAGCCACAUAUUUGAUUUGGCACUGAGUUUUAAGCUGGAUGCUCUUCCUGACGCAACCCUCCCAGGGAUUUGUGUCUGCUCUCGGGGAUUUGUGCCUCCUCCCAGUCUUGUACCGGGGAUGUUUCAUGUUGAGGGAAUAUGUUAACAACGCUGCCCUAUUGAUUGCAUCAUAAAGUAAGAAAAGUUGCGAUUGCCAUAAUCUAGAAGAACAUCCAUUUAAUUAAUUUUUAGCAUAUAAUUUUUUAAUACAACAGUUUAUUGCCUGCAGAGUAAGCUGAUAAAUGGUUCCAAGUUGUUCUUUACAACUUGUUUCUUUGGUGUUUUACUAUGAAUUUUAAUAAAUAUAGGCCCAAAUCAUUUGACCUAAGAAUCCUCCCUCCGGUAACGAAACAGUUUUAAUGUAGAUGCAUCCUUUUUUUUAAUCAUAAAAUUGUACAAUGAUCGAUGAUCUGAUUGGAUUUAUUUCAAGAUGCAAAGAUUUCUUUACCAAUGUCAAGUGCUUCUUUUGAAAAAUUAUGUAUCAUAAGUGAUGACUACAUUCAUAUUUAAAUAUUCAUUAAUCGUAUCUGUUUAAGUAAAAAAAAAAAAAAAGCCUUAAAAUAACCCUGAUAUUAAGGUUUUAAACAAUAUUGCAGUAUCUUAAUUGAACACUUGGUGUCAUCCUUUCACCAAACUUAUUGUGGCAACAAGGACCUUGGCAGAGAUUUUUUUUUUGAGGAUUUCGUAUCCUCUUGUCUUGCUUCUAAUGUAAUAAUGGAAUAUAGAGGUGCUCUCAAAGAAAACCCCUCCAUUAGAGUAACAAUCCGUAGUAACAAGUGUCUGUAAGCACUGUUUUAGCUGAUCUGUGUGCCCAGACCUGUGUGUGUUACAUAUCUUACACUCAGGAUUAGGCUUGAUGUGUUGUAUCUGUAAAGUCAGAGCAGCACUGUGCAGGUGGUACAACCGAUAACAUUUUAAUCUUAUUUUCAAGGUGAGGAAAAAGCUAGCAGAGGCUGAUCUCUUUCUCUGUGUGUACAUGUAUGCGUGUGUGUGGAGAGAGAAAAUGUGGAUUAAAGCAGUGCUUCUGUCUACAGAUGGUAUCUUUCCUUUUUGAUGUUUGAACCCAAUAACAAGAGAAGUUAUCUGUGAGGUGUAAUUAAGAAAUACCUACUUAGCUGAAUCUGCAGUGAGCAUAGUAGAUAGUCCUUGCUGUUUGCGGGGGUUUGUGAAACUAGUCUGUUUAAUGUGUGCGGUGCUCAGUAUACGUAAAUAUUACUGUAUGCAUCGUGCAAACAUUUACCUCCUGCCUGUGCAUUUCAAACACUCUUGUAUGAGUCAUCGUUUUGUUUUAAUUCCAUCGCUGAAGCGGUUUUUCUGAAGAUGUUUAUUUGGUAAAAAUAAAAAAAGCAAACACAAAAAAGACCAAACCACAAUUAUACUUUCAUUUUCCCUUUCCUGCUCUCUUUUGCACUUUGAUUUGAACACGUUUCCCUUUCUUCUGAGACUCUUUCUGGCCUGUCAGGGAAUCAUAAGCCUCACUAAGUCGGGAGCCUUAUGAAGAAUAGGAAGCUGUUUUUUUGUGUGCAGGUUGGUCUUUCUGACUUUUUCUUUGGCGACAUCAGAAAGCCACUUCAAGCUGGGAUGCUGUUAAGCUUGAUUUGGCUUAAAAAAGAAAA